Molecule: messenger RNA, 1608 nt
Organism: Cyphellophora attinorum
Lineage: Eukaryota; Fungi; Ascomycota; Eurotiomycetes; Chaetothyriales; Cyphellophoraceae
Product: putative glucose transporter rco-3
Exons: 2
Coding region: 1-1608 (535 amino acids)
Biological process (GO): transmembrane transport; carbohydrate transport
Cellular component (GO): membrane
Molecular function (GO): carbohydrate:proton symporter activity
Source: RefSeq, a predicted model, not a curated record
AUGGACAAGGCCUCGGAAACUCGCAUCGAGCACUUUGAUAUGGCGAGUGAAGAAGGCAGCCCCGAAGUCACCAACACCAACACCAACUUGAAGAUCACGCGGGAUAGCUACCUCGAGAACAAAAAGGGCAUUUUCGUAUGUUUAAUCAUCAGCAUGGCUCUCUUUGAGUUUGGUCUUGAUCAGGGCAUGGUGAACGGGUUUCAAGCGAUGCCUGGUUUUCUGCGUGACUUCGGAUAUCAGGACUCCAAACUUCCAGGUGGCUGGGGCAUAUCAACUACGGUGCAGCAGCUCAUCUCGUCGCUUGUCAGCGCUGGCAUGUUCUUCUCGACAUUUCUCACUGGUAUCAUUACCGACAAGACUGGCCGCAAAGGUGGUCUGUGGGUUGCUGUUGCGCUCAUGUUCAUCUCCGUCACCGUGCAGAUCGCCGCCAUUUCCGUCGGCGCUCUCUAUGCUGGUCGCCUCAUUCUAGGCUUCGCAAAUGGAUUGUUCUUGACUUGUGCCCAACUGUACAUGCAAGAGACCAUUCCAUCCAAUCUGCGCUCGCUUAGCUACACAUUCUACCAGUUCUGGAUCUCCUUCGGUGCGCUUCUUGGAACCGUCGUCAACAACGAGACUGCCAAGCUGUUCGAUAGGUCGUCGUACCGCAUUCCUUUGGGAGUCCUAUACAUCCCCGCAGCACUUCUGGGAGUCGCACUAUUCUUCCUCCCGGAAACUCCAAGACACAUUGCAUCCCACGGAAAUCCCGAGAAGGCGCAUCGAGCUCUGCGCUGGCUCCGAGACUCUUCUUACUCCGACAUGCAAGUCAAGGAGGAAAUGGCUGAGAUCACCCACUCGAUCGAGGUCGACAAAGAGAUGACUGAAAAGGUCGGGUACAUGGAGAUGUUUCGAAGCGCCAAUCUUGUCCGGACCCUGACAUCGCUCGGUCUUGGUCUCUUCAGUGCCGCCAACGGCGUACCCUUCGUCACCCAGUAUGGUAUCUAUUUCUUCAUGCUGUCCGGCGAUCAACAUCCGUUCCGCAGCGGAGUAAUCCUCCUCUGCGUCGGCCUUAUCGGCGCCAUGCUUACCCCAUUCUUCACCGGCAAAGUGGGCAAACGCUGGAUCCUCAUGAUUGGAGCUACCCUUCAAGCCUUCUGUAUGCUCGGUAUCGGUCUAGUCUACACUGUCCGCGGCAUCGAUCCCUUCGCUGGGCGCGUCAUUUUAUCUAUGACCGCUAUAUACCUGUUCGUCGCCUCUGGAACGACGUCGCCGUUUUCCUGGCAGGUCGCCACUGAAGUUCCGUCCCAACGUCUUCGUGGGCAUACGCUAGGAUUCGCCAGCUCUGUAACUUACCUUAUGGGGUGGAGCAUUACGUUCACCAUUCCCUACUUCAUCAAUCCCACUGCGCUCAACUGGGGUCCCAAGUAUGCUUACAUCUGGUUUGUCACGAACUUGCUCAUUGUGGUCUACACAUACUUUGUUGUUCCGGAGACGAACAAGCGCACUUUGGAGGAGAUCGAGGAGAUGUACAACCAGAAAGUCCCCGUUCGCAAAUUCCCGGCGUUUCAAUGCACGGCGUCGCUGCAGUCGCGGCUUGAGGCUGUUCGGGAGAGCAAGGGUAGCCAAGAGUAA